This is a messenger RNA of Aspergillus melleus, 1632 nucleotides long. Its product is annotated as FAD-dependent oxidoreductase. Lineage: Eukaryota; Fungi; Ascomycota; Eurotiomycetes; Eurotiales; Aspergillaceae. Bases 1 to 1632 code for a protein of 543 amino acids. Gene Ontology annotation, molecular function: oxidoreductase activity; FAD binding. The transcript is spliced from 3 exons. The record is from RefSeq and is a predicted model, not a curated record.
AUGCGAACAGGUAGUGAAGUUAUCGUCCAAUGGGACAUGGAGAGCAAGUCAGCCGGCACAGGUGCCCAGCAGGAGCACGCAUGGGAGGUGUCCCUGUCGCGCAACGAGACCUGCUUCGUCCACGAAGAUGAUGCUUCGGGGCCCUGUGGCCAGGGCCGGGUCGCACGGUACUCGGCGAUGGUGGACAAUGCGGAGCAGGUGCAGAAAGCUGUCAAGUUUGCCCGAGAGCGAAACCUGCGACUAGUGGUGAAGAACACCGGGCAUGAUUCGGGCGGGCGAUCCAGUGCGCUGGAUUCCUUUCAGAUCCUGACACAGCGUCUCAAAGAGAUCACCUUCCUCGACAAUUUCGUGCCUACUACUGAGCAAGCCGAUGAAAGAGACGCAAGGUCCAAGGGACGCAGCGUCAGAAUCGGGGCCGGCGUUCUGACGAAAGAGCUCUACGCUGCGGCGGAUGAGCAUGGGCAUACGGUUCUGGCGGGCGAAUGCGCCACGGUUGGCUUUGCCGGAGGAUACCUUCAGGGAGGAGGCGUGUCGACGGCGCUUUCACCUAUGAAGGGACUGGCCGUAGACUUGGUGCACGAGUUCGAGGUCGUCACUGCAGAGGGCGAGCUCGUGAUCGCGAACGAGCUCCAAAAUCAAGAUCUUUUCUGGGCACUCCGCGGUGGCGGCGGAGGAACCUUUGGCGUUGUGACCAGUCUCACGAUGCCCGUCUUCGGCGAGAUCCCAGCGGUUGUAUCGAAUCUGAUGUUCAUGAGGCCUGAACGAGACGAGGCCUUCUGGGAGGCCGUCAAGCAGGUUCUUUACACCGUGCGCAGUCUGUCCGUGAACCACAGCUCUGGUCAGUAUUGGAUCGGUCGUGCUCCGACCGGUGAUUACUUCGUGCGACUCACGCAGUUCUUCAUCAGCGAGACCGAUGCGGACGAGGCAGACGGUAAGUUCUCAGCCCUCCUAGAAUCCCUCCAACGGCACGGCAUCGCCGGAGAUCUCCAGUCCACGGCCUACGCGCGAUUGAGUUCGUUCUUGGCGAUCCCUCAGGGCGAGUUUGUCGGCGGCAUUCCCUUCCACCAGGAGAAUAUCCUCAUCCCGCGGGAAUCGUACGACAGACCGGAAGGACCGGCGCAGAUGGUCGACCGGCUGGCCGCCCUUGACCUGCGGCCCGGAGAUACCUGGGUCGCGAAUACCCUCGGUGGCCGGGUGGCGACGAACGGCGACGUGGUGAACACGGCGAUGCAUCCCGGCUGGCGGACGGCGGCCAUCCUGCUGGUCGGCAAUCGAGUCUUCGAGCCCACGUUGAAGGACCAGCGGGACGUUCAGCGUCGCGUCACCUCUGUCGAAGGGCCCGUCCUGCAGUCGAUCAGCCAGCCCAGCCCGGUCGCCAUGUACUUGAACGAGGCGGAUUCGGAGCUGGCGGCCUGGCAGCAGUGGUUCUGGGGAGAGAAGUAUAAUCGACUGCGAGAGAUCAAGGAAAAAUGGGAUCCGGAAGGUCUGUUCAUCGUGCGACAUGGGGUCGGCAGCGAGGAUUGGGACGACGACGGCAUGUGCCGUGUUGACGGAUGGACGGAAUUUGAUCCCUUUUGGUGCCUUUAUCAACCACUUGAGUGUGGGCGGCGGUACAUCCCUGGCCUGGUCUAG